This is a messenger RNA of Aspergillus nidulans FGSC A4, 1660 nucleotides long. RefSeq names its product putative tRNA-specific adenosine-34 deaminase subunit Tad3. The transcript has 3 exons. The record is from RefSeq and is a predicted model, not a curated record. Bases 128 to 1660 code for a protein of 510 amino acids. Lineage: Eukaryota; Fungi; Ascomycota; Eurotiomycetes; Eurotiales; Aspergillaceae.
GCGCAACUCCAAAUGUCUUGAUAUAAGUUAGCAGUCGCAACAAUCGCUCAUCCCGUACCUUCCCGCCAUUCAUUUGUCGGCUGAGUGCGUCCGACGCCCCGAAAGAUUUCUUCCUGCCAGCCAGACCAUGAUGGAGGUUCAGGAGAUCCUUCGGAGCGUACGGCCUCUCGUCGGGGGAGUGAGACCCAUUAGAACGGUGCAAGAAACCCAACCGGUUGAGGAGUAUGACAACGCUUACGUUGCGGGCGUGAACGUGAAAAGCGCCGCAAAGGUCGUCAAAGUUCUUGAUGCGGCCUAUCCUCGCGAUGCCUCUCGACCUAUGAACCAUCUCCGCCGAUUCGCAAAACACAAUAAUCUUCCUAAACCCCUGCACCCAAUUCUCUUGAAGGAUAACCCCUCACCACAGACAAUAUUCGUCCUUAUCUCGCCACCUCUUCCCGACGUCGCUCAUUUAGAAGAACUGCUCGCACCUUACCUUCCUCCGCCUACAGACCCUGACGCGCAAUAUUCGGAUCCUACAGGCCAGGUCAAGGUCAAACUGCACACGAUUCGAGUGCCCACGCUCCCACCACUCAGCACGGCGCAGGCGGAGAAAUGGUCGAAGGAUCUGUGGCCCGUCGUGUAUAAUCCGGCGGCUGCGCGGCUAACGGUUUCCCCGCCUGCCCAGGUCCUAAGCCGGGCUCGCGAGUUCAUCCAGCCGGAUGCGGGCCGGUAUUUGGCAUUUGCACGAAAGGUCGCUGAGGAGGCAGAGCAGUGUGGUCGAGGGCGGGGCGUCGGCGCCGUGGUUGUUGACCCGGAUAUCGUUUCGAGGAUCCUAGAUGCCGACGGCGACAUCGAGUCUCGAUGGCCGGAAGCUAUUGUCGCUGUUGCCGGCGACGCGAGGUAUUCCCGUCGUGAAGCAGGGGCUCCGUCAACAGCCGAACGACAUACAGGACCAGGACCAAAUCCAGCCACGGCUACAUAUAACGCAGACGUAGAAGGCGGCCCAGACCUCCACGCACUUAUGCGAGCAGCAGAGAUAAUCGCCUACAAGCGACGCGCCGGUGAUCGGAAUGCAGAAAACGAUAAACCGUCUCUGAGCCCCCUGGAAUCAUAUUUCGUCUCUCAAUCAGACCUCACAGCGCCGGAUCCACAGCCCGAGCCCAAGUCCGCCUCUGAAACAACAGAUAUCUCCCCAGUUCCAGAGAAAUACCAAAAAACGGGACCUCACGACUCCCAGGCUGUGCCCGCCUCGUCAGCCACAGAUACGGGACCAGGCCCCCGCAUACGCCCUCGCUCCCAGGGCGGAUACCUCUGUACAGACUUAGAUGUGUACCUAACCCACGAGCCGUGUCUCUGUUGCUGUAUGGGUCUUCUCCUCUCUCGAUUCAGGGCGGUGGUAUACCCCCAGCGCGGGAGGAUGGUCACGGGUGGUCUCGCUUCUGAACCUGUCCCUGUCGUUGGACCUGUUUGCGAUGAAAAUACCGACGUGCGCACGAGCGGCGGAGAGGUCCCGCGAGAAGAUGAGAAUACCCAGAGCCAGAAGCCAAGCAGACUUUAUUACGGGCUCCACUGGCGGAAGGAGCUGAAUUGGCGGGCGUUAGGGUUUGAGUUUGUUGAGGAGUCUGUGGAGAAGAGUGCUGUAACGCUGGCUGAAGAGGGGCUUGCGUUUUAUGCAUGA